Messenger RNA from Phalaenopsis equestris, 369 nucleotides. RefSeq lists its product as uncharacterized. The record is from RefSeq and is a predicted model, not a curated record. Lineage: Eukaryota; Viridiplantae; Streptophyta; Magnoliopsida; Asparagales; Orchidaceae.
CAUUCUGCAGGCGCUAUGGAGGACCCGGCGGACUGGUCUCGACGAAACCGACCGCAAAAUCAUUCGCGAAAUGUUCGACAUCUCCUCAGAUUCCGAUCUCGAUCCCCUUUUUGUAUGCCUUCGGAUAUUGAUGCGCAAGUGUGUCUAUGAAAAUAUCUGUAAAGAUGAGAUUCACAAAUUGUUUCCUGAAGAGGUGCUUCCAGAGUUGCGGAGGUGCCUUACCUUGCUUUUGCAAAAGUUUCAGCAAGGGUGGAGAGAAGAGGCUCACAAGGAUAAGAGAGGUGUAUGCACAACGUCAUGAAGCUAUACCCUCACACAAGGAAAAAGAGGCGCAUGCAUCAAAUAUUUUUGGGGAUGCGGUAAGGUGCG